ACAAUAAGAAACCACAUAUAGAAAUAAAAUAUAAACUAAACGUCAUCAGCAUUACCCACAUCACAGUAGCAUCAUCACUUCUUCAUCCCUUGUUAUAGCGCUUGUGUAUUUGUUCUCCCAUACUUCUGCUGGUAAGGUACAAAUGGUACAGCAGCACAGGGUUGGUUGAAAAACACCCCCUUCCAAUGGAAAAUAACAAAAAAAAAAAAAACAGGACCAGGACAGACGACAACGAUUACAACUGAAUUUUUGCCAAAGAAGGAUAACGGAUACCGCAAAAGUGGUCGCGUGCUAGCUUGGCUGGUGUGUUUUUGUGUUCACCAAUCAAUUUAAAUCGUAUAAAAAAUAUAAUUAAAUAAUUAAUAAUAUUUUAAAGAAUUUUAAAUGUUUCAUUAAAGUGUUUGUUUAAUAAAUAAACAUUAAUUUAUAAGAACUUAUCGAGCAUUUGUAUGUAAAAAGAAGACGCAAGCAAACAUCCUUAUAUUCCCAAUUCCACCCUGUUUUGAGAAGUUAUUUAGAAAUCAAACAUGGAUCCCAAUAUGUCAUUUGGAUUUGGAAUACAUGGACAUGGCCACCCUCCACUUCCGCCAACACAGAACAUGUUAAGCGGCCAUCCGGGGCCUACAUCAAGUCCACCACAAAGUGUACCAGGUCGUAGAACUCCAUUAGGUGCUGUCGGCAUCGGAGGCUUUUACGCUCAAAGCAGUCUCACCUUGCCACAGCCAACACAAACCGAUGAAAAUAAGAUCAUUGGAAGCGGGAGGGAUAAAUCACCGGGGCCUUCAUCAAGUUCUGGUGGCAAGCAAAAGAACCGUCAAGGAAAAGUCGUAAGGCUGAACAUCAACGCCAGAGAACGAAGAAGAAUGCACGAUUUGAAUGAUGCCCUUGAUGAACUUCGGAGUGUCAUUCCUUAUGCCCAUUCGCCCUCAGUGCGAAAGUUAUCUAAAAUUGCAACUCUUCUACUUGCUAAGAACUACAUUCUUAUGCAGCAGAAUGCUUUAGAUGAGCUAAGGAGAUUACUAGCCUAUAUUCAGAGCACAACCGGUGCAGCUCCAUUAGAUUUGGGUUCGUUCCCAGCUGCAGCUAAGCUGCAACAACUUUUAGCUGGACCACAUCCAGAUCCUUCUAGUCCUAAUUAAAAGCUUGCAGAGAUAGUGUUGUAGUUGUCAAUGGCAAAAUUUCAUCAAAGCAAUAAAAGCUUAGAUAUUAACUAUUUAUUAAUUAAUAUACUUAAAACUUCAAUUUUAUUGUAUAAGAAAAAUAAAUCUAGUGCCAAAGAUAAAAAUACGGAUAAAUUACUUUUUAAACUUAUGCGACAGUCAAAUUAACAGUUUAUUAUUAUAAUUAAGUAAUUUUGCAUAAAUGUGAACAUCUAGUCAGAAUGUUACGUGAUAUUUAUAAGAA
Messenger RNA from Eupeodes corollae, 1404 nucleotides. Its product is annotated as class E basic helix-loop-helix protein 22-like. The transcript has 4 exons. Lineage: Eukaryota; Metazoa; Arthropoda; Insecta; Diptera; Syrphidae. The record is from RefSeq and is a predicted model, not a curated record. The coding region runs from base 528 to 1139 and encodes 203 amino acids. Gene Ontology annotation, molecular function: protein dimerization activity.